This is a messenger RNA of Venustampulla echinocandica, 870 nucleotides long. RefSeq lists its product as uncharacterized. The record is from RefSeq and is a predicted model, not a curated record. Gene Ontology annotation, cellular component: nucleus. NCBI's taxonomy places the organism in Eukaryota, Fungi, Ascomycota, Leotiomycetes, Helotiales, Pleuroascaceae. The coding region runs from base 1 to 870 and encodes 289 amino acids. The transcript has 2 exons. Gene Ontology annotation, molecular function: DNA-binding transcription factor activity; protein dimerization activity.
AUGGCUGAACAACUAGACCUCGAGCAAUCCGGCCUCCAGGAGGUCGCGAAUGCGAUGCGGGAGGAGAACGUUAUGGAGAGCCAUCUUAUCAGCUCUGCCAACAAGCGGAAGCGGGAGUCGGAAUCAGCUGAUGACGCGAGACGAUUCAAUAAACGUGUCUCCCCCAACUCAAAUACGGGCGCUGACCAAUCCGGCCAUGGCCAAGAUGCGUCGGUUGAAGCUUUGCAAGAUUACAGCGGUCUUCACCAUCAUGGCGGCGCCGACAACCAAAACGGCUCCGCUGAACAUGCAUCUUCCACCGCCGCGGCGGCCCUCGCUGGUAUAUUCCCAACUAUCACCAUCCCGCAGCCCACGGAUGUCUCAUUUGGAGCCACCCAGGGUUCUGAUACCGACCGCAAUCAGGAGUCUUCGUUCAUGGACAAUAGUCAGCAAGGUCAAGAUAGUUACGUAGACAAUACCCAACCAGCACCCCGGGCCAAGCUUGCAGUCGGUUCGGAAGAGUGGCAUAAGGUCCGAAAAGACAAUCAUAAGGAGGUUGAGCGGCGGCGCCGAGAAACGAUCAAUGAGGGUAUCAACGAGCUGGCAAAGAUCGUCCCCGGGUGCGAGAAGAAUAAAGGAUCUAUCUUGCAACGUGCCGUCUCGUUCAUCACUCAACUGAAGGACAAUGAGACGCAGAACAUCGAGAAAUGGACCUUGGAGAAACUUCUCACGGAGCAGGCCAUCGCCGAGCUUAGCGCCAGUAACGACAAGUUGAAGGCCGAAUGCGAGCGAGCGUGGCGUGAGGUAGAGACAUGGAAACGGACAUGCCAGAGUGCGGGAUUGGCUCCAAAGAAGGAAGAAGCUGGUGCCUCUGCAUCCGAUGAGAACUAG